AUGUCGCUCGAACUGUUUGACGUGCCUGAUGUGGAUUAUCGGUACGAAGCCUCGCGGGAGGUGGAGUUUCAACCCGCUUUGACAGGCAUCCAGCCCAUCACGUUCUCCAUUCCUGGCUCGGACGAUUAUUACGAUCUCAAUUCUCUCCGCUUCAAAGUCAAAGUGCGUUUGACCGAUCCAGCCGCUGGGUAUACAGGACUGGAUGCGGGUCUACUCAUUUCCAAUGCCAACGAAACCAGACAUGUCUACUGCGUCAACAAUUUUGGGCAAUCCAUCUUUCGAGACAUUACCAUGAGCAUGAAUGGCGUCCUGGUGACCGAACAGAGCAACACUUACCAUUACAGAGCCUACAUAGAAACCCUGCUGAAUUACAACCGAGAAGAAGGAGCCACCAAGCUAGCCGCCCAAGGAUGGGUCAAUCAGCUGAAUGUAGCAGAAGAAAUAGGAGCCACCGCCGCCAAUUCCGAUGUCCCUGUGGCUGCAAAUUGGAGUGGCAAUGCAGAGUUACGUGCCCUGACCAGCAAGUUACUGAGUGAAAAUUGGCACACCUUCAUCGUUCGCCCCCAUUUGCCCACCCUCCAUACAGGCAAAUUGUUGGUCCCCAAUAUCCAGUUGGACUUUGAACUGUUCCUCAACCCCAAGACCAUCUACCUGAUGGGCUCCCCCAACAAAGGCACCUUGAACGUCAAGAAAAUUCCAGCCAUCCACAAUGAUGACAUCAAAGUCACCUUGUUGAUGAGAAAAGUGACCCUGAAUGCUGCUGUCUAUGUCAGACUGCAAAAAGAAAGACAACUGAACAAACAGAUUGCCCGUUACCCUGUGGUGCGGAGUGAAAUUCGCACCUUUUCCUUUGAUGGACGCACCACCCAAUGGGAACAAGACAAUGUGUUUGUGGGACGAUUUCCUGAUCGAGUGAUUGUCGGAUUAUUGCAUUCGGAUGCCUUCAAUGGAGACCUAGAAAGAUACCCUUUUGCCUUUCAAAAGUUUGGUGUCACCCAAGUACGACAGACCUUGAAUGGAGAAGAAUACCCUUACAGAACCCUGCAAUUGACAGGAGACCAAGCCUAUGAAGAUUUGCUGGGCUACGAUCGAUUUCUACAAGCCAUGGGUGCCUACAAUGAACACAAGAUUCCCAUGCUACUGCCUGGUGAUUGGGGACAAGGCAAGAAUUGUACCUUGUUCAUGUUCAACAAUGUGCCCAGUCAAAAAGCCGAUGACCCUGAAUAUCGCAACCCCCGUCAAUCGGGCAAUACGCGAUUGAUCAUUGAUUUUGCUGCGGCUGUGGGACACAACGUCACCGUCUUGGUAUGGAGCGAGUAUGAAAACAUGUAUGAGAUCAACCAUCUGGGAGGUAUAAAGUACAACAUCAACGGCUGA
Porites lobata is the source of this 1377-nucleotide messenger RNA. Lineage: Eukaryota; Metazoa; Cnidaria; Anthozoa; Scleractinia; Poritidae. The record is from the annotation of a GenBank genome assembly.